CAGCUGUAUCACAUAUUUGAUUAUAGGAGCAGCGCUACUUCGGGGGGAGUAAUCUUGCCGAAAUUAGAAAUACUCAGCUACUUUGGCGAGAUGAUGUGCGACAGCGCUAACAGGAGUUUUCGGACACAGCUGGCCGUCAUCCUGGACAGGCUAACAAAGGCGGCUUUGGCUGAGAUCAGCAGCCUGGCUGACGAAUGCUCCUCCGUCCUUCACACUGAGAUAUCUCUGCAUAAGACGGAGAACGAGGCGCUGAAGAAGAGGUGCUACUCUCUGGAGGUCCAGCUGAGAGCAGCCAGAGAGGGACAGACCUACCCUGCACAUGUCAACACCAGCGUCAGGCAACUUUCAGAUCAGCACCAGUCUUCUCCAGCCAUCGAAGGGGUAUUUGGAAAGGAUUGGUGCAUGGAUCUGUGGAGAGAAGAGAAGCUUCACCCUCAGAGAAGACUGCCAAUGGAGGCUGCUAUGACAAAUAUAGGAGCAGAGGCAGCUGACAUGAUGGGGAGAGAACCUGAUCUUAUUUUUGUCAAAGAAGAGACGUAUGACGAUCACCCUAUUGGUCAACAGAUGAGUCGUGCUGACAACAGGAAACUUGUUGGGAUGUUUGAAGAUGACAGCAUGCUUCACAGAUCCGUCGAUGAACUGCAGCUUCACUCAGGGGAAUUGAAUAAUUUCCCCAUGAUGUCGGACGGACAAAUGCUACAGCGGGCACAGCCGACCAUCGCGGACAGAUUAAUAGAGGAUGCAACAAUGGGCAGUCUUGUGGAAAACACAAAUCCUCCUCCAGCCUCGGUGGCACCCUCAGAUUACACAAACUGUCUCCAGGCGAACACAACCAAAGAGCUCCCCUUUCAGCCCAAACUUGUUAAGACACCAAAGCGGUUUGACUGUUUAUUCUGUGGAAAAAUCUUUAACUAUUUAAGCAGCUUAAAAGUGCACAUCAGACGGCACUCGGGCGAAAAGCCUUUCAGCUGCUCUGUGUGCGGAAAACGAUUUGCUCAGAAAACAUACCUGAAGCUGCACCAGCGAGUGCACUCUGGUGAAAAGCCUUACAGCUGUCCAGACUGUGGCAAAAGUUUCUCCCAGAAAAGCUCCUUAAACAUACAUCUUCGGACGCACACGGGUGAAAAGCCUUACAGCUGUGUGGGAUGUGGCAAAUGCUACGCGUAUAAAUAUGGUUUAAAUCACCAUCAGUGUUUCAACUGGAUGGUCAAACCAGAGGUAUUUGACACAGGUCCUCUCAGCAAUGCUCAGAGUGACUCAACAUGUGGCAGUAUAUCUUUACUAACAUCCAACAUGGAGGAAAAAUACUGAUGUGGAACAAAGAGAGGCGGAUUGCAUUAUCUAUUGUUACCUGUGCUAUUGUUUGUCAUAUUUUUUAGCUAGAGUGGGGAGACUAACGUAGCAGUGGCCAAACAAUAGUGGAGCUUAUUGGUCCGUUAUAAUAGAUUAUUUAUUCUCACAGGUCUGAGUUUGACUGAUCAGCCAGCAAGAAAUUAAAACAUCUUACCUUCAUGUCAUUGUUGCAUGUGUUUGUUCCUAAUAUAUCAGGCCACAGAAGGACUGUCCCAAGAAAUACCAAAUUAUUGACUUUGGGAAAAUAGUCCUGGCCGACCUCUAAAACUACCUCCUUGGAACAAAAAAGGUGAAACAAGCUUGUUCCUUUGACCAGCUCUUUAUUUGCUCAACACCAUAUUUAAUUCUUUGGCAUUAAAAUGAAACUGAAGUCAUUUUUCUUGAAAUAUAACUAAAAUGAAUUUGUUUAUCUCUUGGUCAUAUAUUUAAAUAAGCUCCACAGGCUGUAAUUGAUAAUACUGUUACUGUUUGAAUAGUUACUUUUUAU
Molecule: messenger RNA, 1840 nt
Organism: Gambusia affinis (western mosquitofish)
Lineage: Eukaryota; Metazoa; Chordata; Actinopteri; Cyprinodontiformes; Poeciliidae
Product: zinc finger protein 75A-like
Exons: 4
Coding region: 91-1311 (406 amino acids)
Biological process (GO): regulation of transcription by RNA polymerase II
Molecular function (GO): RNA polymerase II cis-regulatory region sequence-specific DNA binding; DNA-binding transcription factor activity, RNA polymerase II-specific
Source: RefSeq, a predicted model, not a curated record